CUAGAUUCCGGGGAUGGGUCUAUCGAUGGAAACAAGAUGGCGACUCUGGCAAAAGCGCCAAUAUAUUUACUGAAGUAGAUGUCCGUAUUUAACCGUGGUAGUGGGUUUUCCCAAGCCCUUCGGGGCAUUCCGCGAAACAUGAAGAGCGGGAGCAUGUUUUCCAAGAGGAAUUGACCGGGAUUAAUAUCGUAACAAAGUCAGCGAGAUGUGCGAGAGCUAUGCCCGCUCGCUGCUGCGUGUCUCGGUGGCGCAGAUCUGCCAGGCUCUGGGCUGGGAUGCGGUUCAGCUCACUGCGUGUGAUCUGCUCUCCGAUGUGCUGCAUCGGUACAUCCAGCAGUUGGCUCGGGUCUGUCAUCGAUACUCUGAGUUGUAUGGAAGAACAGAUCCAGUUCUGGACGAUGUCAGCCAGGCUUUCAGACUGCUAGGAGUGAGUCUGAGUGAACUGGAGGACUAUGUCAACAACCUAGAGCCUGUGCCCUUCAGCCACCAAACACCGCUCUACCCUGUUAGCAAAAACAAUGUCCUGCAGUUUCCCCAACCUGGAGUUCGAGAUGCAGAGGAAAGGAAGGAUUACAUUCCAGAGUAUAUGCCACCUCUGGUCUCCUUACAAGAAGAAGAAGAGGAGGAAGAGGUCCCCCCUGAUAUGGGUACUUCAGCUGAAGCUAUGCAGGUGGCACUGGAAGAGGAUGAGGAGGAAAUAGAUGAAGAUGAAACGGUCAACGAUGAAAAUCAUCCACUAAAGAGGCACCUGGAUAGUCCUGAUGCAGCUAUGGGCAUGAUGCCUACCUCCAAGAGACCUCGGAUGUACCCUGGCCUCAGCCCAGAGUGGGGUCUUGAGCCCAGGGAGCCUCUUACAUCUCUCAACCCUCAACGUGUUAGUCCAGGCAUUCUACCUUCUCAUGACAGCCUGGACCCCCUGUCACCUGAAAUGCCAUCUGGUACCCUGCCUUCCUUUAGACCUCAGCCCGUAAUACCAAAACACUCUGAUCAGAAGGCCCUCACUGCUCCAGCAAGAAAGCCUAAGGUCUCUUCCCCUGGCAGACAAAGGACUAAGUCCCCUAAAGGGGUUAUUCCUGUUCCGGUGGUUGGCAGUCCCAUAAAUUCACCAAAACCAUCUAAGGAAAAGAAAAAGUCUCCAGGCAAGACAAAGAGUCCUAAAAGCCCCAAGAGCCCUAAAAUGGCCCCAGCUAAAGCCCCCCAACCUCAGAGCAAACCAGAUGUCAUGCAAAAGUUACCGUUGUCCACACCGAGUGAGAGCAUGGGCAAAGACAAUAUUCAUUUGCGUCAGAACAUAGAAGAAAGGGAGCUAAUUGCAGGCCCUUUCAAGAAAUUAGAGCCAGAUAAUAGAGCAAUUGAUGAUUCUAUUGACGCUGUGAUAGCUAGAGCAUGUGCUGAACGGAAACCCGAUCCAUUCGCGUUCUCCUCGGGCUCUGAGUCGGAUAGCAAUGGAUUCUCCAGUCCCAGAAGACUGACUAUUAUGGAGCCGUCUACACCUAAAGGCCCAAUUGGUGCCGGCAUCUUGUUAAAAGACACGUCAACACCACUUCACCCUCCGCCACACAUAGGCCUGGGGAAUUGGACGAUGGAUGAUUCAAUCAAUGAGGUGAUCCGAAAGGCCAACCAGGGGGGGCCAUCUGCCCCCGCUGCACCCCAACCGGCAGCAGAUUACGUGUCAUCCGGAUCAGCUUCACCACCUACCCCUGAACCACUCCUCAAGGUGUUUGAGGAGAAAAAUAAGAUUGUGUCAUCAGUAGAUGUCAAGAAGAAGCUAAAGAAGGAGCUGAAAACUAAGAUGAAGAAGAAGGAGAAAGACAAGCCGAAAGAUAAAGACAGGGAAAAAGAUAAGAGUAAGCUAAAAGAGAAGAAUAAGGACAAGAACAGGGAUAAAAACAAGGAGUUUUCUAAAGAUGGGAAGAUGCCCUGGAAGGAGUUUGGGGUAAAGGACGAGGAACUUUUUGUUCCACGAGACUUCCCCCUGGCUGAGGGCUCAAUCAAGAUGAAGUCAAGAGAUGGUGACGGCUCUAAAAAGGAGAAGGAGAAACAUAAAGACAAAAAGAAGGAUAAGGAAAAAAGUAAAAAGGACAAGGAUAAGAAGGACAAGGGGAAAGAUAAGAGCAAGGACGACAAGCAGAAACAAUCUACAUUAUCCCCCUUUGGUCUGGGUGAUGUCCCGCCACUGUUUAGCCCCCUUACCUGUCUGCGCGUGCCCUCAAUGCUGCCUCCUUUGGCCCCAAUCCUCCAGGAGAAGGAAAUAAAAACCAAGGAGAAGGACAAGAAGAAAGACAAGAAAGAGAAGAAGAAAAAGAAGGACAAGGAGAAAGACAAGGAGCGGGAAAAGGCCAAAGAAAAAGAAAGGGAGAAAGAGGAUAAGAGGAAGGAAAGGGAGAGGGAAAAGGAGAAACGAGAAAAGGAAAAAGAGAAAGAAAAGGAGAGAAUUCGACUGGAAAAGGUCAAAAUAGACACUCCAGCACCUUUACCGUCUCCGGUCAUUCCCAGACUGACGCUCAGGGUGGGAGCAGGUCAAGACAAAAUUGUCAUCAGCAAAGUGGUUCCAAAUUCAGAGCCCAGCACGCCAGCACCCAAGACCCCUGCUACCAAGUCAGGACCUGGCAAUCGCCCUCGGACACCGCCGCCACCACCAAUGCUGCCGCCGGUCAUACCCACGCUGCCGCCAGCUCCUUCGCCCCUUCCACCUGCUCCACCCCCAUCAUCGUCUUUAAUUUCCCCGCCCUCUAUACUCCCUCCUGCCGCCUCCGUCAAAACACCGGUCCGCAGCGUGGUAACUGAGACCGUCAGUACUUACGUGAUUCGAGAUGAAUGGGGAAACCAGAUCUGGAUUUGCCCUGGAUGUAACAAACCUGAUGAUGGCAGUCCCAUGAUAGGGUGUGAUGGCUGUGACGACUGGUAUCACUGGCCUUGUGUCGGGGUCGUCACAGCGCCCCCUGAGGACCAGCAGUGGUUCUGCAUUAAAUGUUCCAGCAAGAAGAAAGAUAAAAAACACAAGAAAAGGAAACACAAACCGCAUUGAGACUAUGCAAAAGCACAUUUUGGACUGUUUUGGACUAAAGCCAUCAAUGAACACUCAUGGCACUGCUGUAAAAUAAAAAAAAAAAGAUAAAGAAAGCUAAAAUUAUGGCUGAUGCAAACUUCUGAGGAUUUUUUUAAAGAUGUCAGCUACGAUUCAUUGUGAGUUGAUAAGAGGAUUAAAAAAAGGAUUUAACCAGCACAUAAUCAGCCUUAGUUCUCAUGUGGUCCCCCCUUUUUUUGCCUAUAAAUUGUGUAUUUGUUGCUUUUGGUUGCCCAGUCUUGGAGAUCUUGUCUGUGUAAGGAGACCAUGGCAGUUUCUGUCAAAUCAGAGUUAAAUUUUCUCAACAAAGUGGAAGAAAGAAGAACAACUGUCGUCUUUUUUUCUGUUUUCCUUCAUGUUGCCAAGAAAGGGCAUAACUUUUGUGUCAAGCCUUUCUCCCAAUUUUCUGCAGUAUCACUGAAAUGUCAUGUAUAUAAAUGAUUGCAUCAGGCAUGUAUAAAUGUGUAAAUACCAACUUCCAAGCCAAGUGCAUUUUGUUCUUAGGAUUAUUGACUCAAAAAUCCAUUUUCAGAUAUUGCUUUUUAAAUCUACUGAUUUUUCUGUAAUUUCUGUACAUUUUUUUUAAAUUUAAAGUUUGUAUUUUUAUUUUAUUUUUUUCCCCCUUUUUCCCUUCAUAUGGAGUAGUCCUGGAGUUAUACUGUAGCUGUGCUUGUAAUGUAAUUAAUUUCACUGAGAUUUGAAUAUUAAAGAUGAAUGGUCUGUGUACUCACAGACUUUAACAUGCCAA
Molecule: messenger RNA, 3815 nt
Organism: Pelmatolapia mariae (spotted tilapia)
Lineage: Eukaryota; Metazoa; Chordata; Actinopteri; Cichliformes; Cichlidae
Gene: taf3
Product: TAF3 RNA polymerase II, TATA box binding protein (TBP)-associated facto
Exons: 7
Coding region: 206-3028 (940 amino acids)
Biological process (GO): positive regulation of transcription by RNA polymerase II
Cellular component (GO): transcription factor TFIID complex
Molecular function (GO): transcription factor binding; p53 binding; protein heterodimerization activity
Source: RefSeq, a predicted model, not a curated record